Molecule: messenger RNA, 1493 nt
Organism: Thamnophis sirtalis
Lineage: Eukaryota; Metazoa; Chordata; Lepidosauria; Squamata; Natricidae
Source: RefSeq, a predicted model, not a curated record
GUCAAGUCCUCCGGGGGCAGCAGCGGGAAGAGAGAAAGCGACCCGCCCCAGCCUCGCCCCGUCCCUUCCUUGGGCUGCGCCUGGUCCCUGGGGAGUGGGAGAUCAUGGGGGGCCUCCAAAGCCGGGCCGAGCCGCGCCCCCCUCCUGCCCUUCUUCCUCCUGGGGCUCAGGCUGAGCAGAGCCCCCGCGGCAGGUUGGAGGGGGUCCCCGGUUCGGAUUCCGAAGGCAAUUUUGGGACUCCUGAGGCAGAGACGCCAAUACACUCCUUGGGGAAAGAGUUGGAAGAACUAGAUCUGGAACUGGAUGUUGAGCCCCAAGCAUCUCUGGAAGACCAGUUUGUCUCCAAAGUUUUGGAGGAGACAUCAGCUUCAGCAGAGGAUGAAUUGCAGACUGACUCUGCAGAUGUGCAAGCCAGCGACGCAUUUAUAUCAAAAGCCCACCUUGGCAUUGAGCAGGGUUCAUCCGUGUCUUCUUCUCCAUUAGAGGCUACAGAGGAGAAUACGGUUCCAGCGAGGCUCAACCCAGACCACACGUCAGGCACGCCGUCCCGAGAGGAGCAAAGGGACAUUUUGAAGGAAAGCCAAGACAUCCCCAUUCAAGAACCUUCAGAAGUCAAGUCAAGUGUUGAGAAUAUUGCUAGUAAUAAGAGCAAGCUCCCGAGGGCGAAACCCAUCGCUCUUCAAAAGAAAAUGGGGGGAGAGAACUCCGAGGCUGAAGUGACUACCGAAAGCCCCCCUAUUCCCAAAGCUACCUACCACUUCGAUCCAGAGGAAUACAAUGAGACUGUGAACCCCUUUAGGAUGGGAGGCUCCAAAUGUCCAAACUCGCCCCCUGCUUCUCGGCCAAGUGCUGAUCUUCCCCAUAGUGACCCCAAGCAUCCCAGCUCAGCGGGAGCUGGAGAUUGCAAGACCAGGGCCGUGAAACUAGAGUUUGAUUUUGCCGAAGAAGCAGAAAACGCCGAGCCCAAGAAGCUCCCAGCAAGAAAAAUGGGGAAGAGGCCAAGCAGUAAGUUGUCUCCUAAGAGACAAAGGGCCACCCGACCUGUUGUAGGUCCCGAGGAUGGAGAGAAGACAAUAGCGACUGAAACAUCGGUGGCACCUCUGACCAGAGCGACUCCCCUGGCGGACACCAACCAAUGGGAUGACCCUGCCUUUAACCCCUUUGUGGGCAGCUCCUCUUUGCAGGAUUCUCCCACGCUCACAAAACGUUCCUAUCAUUUGGACGUGGGUGACCCUUUCAAGCCGGGCAGCAAGACCUUGUCCACCGUAGGAGCUGAUUCUUGUCCUUCCGCAGAGAACAGUCUCAACGAGAUCCUGGAGUCGCAAGCCCGAGAGGCCGCGGGAGAUGAUUUGAAGACAAGCUUGGCCCCACAGAGCUCCAGAUCACGGCUGAUAACGACUACAGAACAAGUGAAAUUUCUCUGUUUUCUGUUGAGUGGCUGCAAGGUGAGAAAAUAUGAAACUCAUUCCUUGGCCCUGGAUUCUUGCGCUCAG